CAAUGUUCCUGGUUCCGGGAAUUUCCGUGACCUUUCAACGCAAAGAGCACGCUCUCAUCUUGAAAAUAUAUGAUGAAGGAAGUAAGUUGCUAGCUCAAAGAGAAAGGAUUAAAUUGAACAAUUUGGUGGAAAAGACGACACAAUGGCUGAACGCUCCCGCGGCUGCAUUCCCAAAAUUAGCUAAACCAGAUGUUCAGUUUUAUUUGAUAUAUCUUCAAAUUGAAGAUAGUUUAUACCACGAUGAAAUUGAAAAAGCAAAAAUGCUGCUGGACACAAUGGACGGUAUAAUACCUCACACAUCUGACCGGAAUUAUUUCGAGAUAAGUAAAAUGAUUCCCGCUUUACAUUAUACCGUAAGAGCAACUCCCUAUUUGAAAGAAGAUUUCGUGAAUUCUGCUUUGAGAGCAGUGCGAGUUUCUGAGCAGUUACUUAAAGGAAGAACGGCUGGUUGGAUAAAUAUGUGCGUAGGUUUAUACAGAGCACGUAAACUGUGGGAGACAGACCAAAGUGAGAACCCAGAGACUUUCAAAAUACUCGAAGAUGAGUGUCACAAUUGUUUUAACCACGCUCUAGAAGACUUUUCCGCCGAGGAGGGCAUUGACGGUCCCCACGGGUAUAAUAACACGUCCAUUCGCAAAGCGCUUCUCCAUCUUAGCUGUGACAGUGUAACAAUGCGGAAUAUUCCAAGUAGUUUUGAGGACAUAAAAGCGGCGGAGAAUCUUCUCCAUAAGGUUGAAAAUUCAGAUUAUGGCGUUCCAGGCCUUUUGGAACCUUACUACAAAUUGGCGCUGAGUGAUCUUUGCUACAGGCAACGAAGGUACGAACGUUCACGACAAUAUGCUCAUGCCGCACAAGACAUCGCUCACAGAAAUAAAAUGACAGAGCUUGAAGCCAGAGCAAAGAAGAGAUUGGAACAUUUGCAGCAGUUCUGUGGAGCUUCUGAGAGUGAUGAACUGAACGAUAUAUUAAAAGGGUAGAACCGCUGCCAUGACGGUGAGCAAAGAACUGGUAGCCAGAGCAACUACGCAGAGCCUUGUGGGAAGUAGUGCGCCUCCGGAU
Lingula anatina is the source of this 1059-nucleotide messenger RNA. RefSeq lists its product as uncharacterized. Lineage: Eukaryota; Metazoa; Brachiopoda; Lingulata; Lingulida; Lingulidae. The record is from RefSeq and is a predicted model, not a curated record.